This is a messenger RNA of Amaranthus tricolor (Joseph's coat), 1488 nucleotides long. RefSeq names its product ATP synthase subunit gamma, mitochondrial. The coding region runs from base 113 to 1084 and encodes 323 amino acids. Lineage: Eukaryota; Viridiplantae; Streptophyta; Magnoliopsida; Caryophyllales; Amaranthaceae. Gene Ontology annotation, molecular function: proton-transporting ATP synthase activity, rotational mechanism. Gene Ontology annotation, biological process: proton motive force-driven ATP synthesis. The record is from RefSeq and is a predicted model, not a curated record. The transcript has 9 exons.
UCAAUCCCUAUUUUCGUUGUUCUUCAUUUCAUUCUCAUAACCAAAUACCAAUAAACCAAGCUAGGGUUUCGGACCCCAUUUUCGACCUCAAAUCUUCUCUAACAAACCAACAAUGGCGAUGUCAGCUUUGAGACGUGAGGGAAGGCGUCUUUCCUCUAUUGUUUCCUCUAAUCCGAUCAACACUCUUCGCUCAUCUCUCCUCUCUUCCGAGGAGCAGACAUCAUUGGGAGCUCGAUGCAUUUCAACUCAAGUUGUUAGAAAUCGCAUGAAGAGUGUAAAGAAUAUCCAGAAAAUUACAAAAGCUAUGAAGAUGGUUGCAGCAUCAAAGCUAAGACAAAUCCAAACAAAAACUGAAAAUUCCCGUGGCUUAUGGCAGCCUUUCACAGCACUUCUUGGGGACACUCCUAAUGUUGAUGUGAAGAAGAAUGUUGUUAUUGCAAUAUCUUCUGACAAAGGUCUUUGUGGUGGUAUCAAUUCCACUUCCGUCAAAAUAAGCAGAGCUGUUCGCAAGAUAAAUGAUGGCCCUGAUAAAGAAACAAAAUAUGUUAUCUUGGGUGAAAAGGCCAAAGUGCAGCUGAUUCGUGAUUCUAGGAACGACAUUGACCUUUGCAUAACUGAGCUGCAAAAGAAUCCUUUGAACUAUACACAGGUGGCCGCACUUGCAGAUGACAUCUUGAAGAAUGUGCAGUUUGACGCCUUGAGAAUUGUCUUCAACAAGUUUCACUCUGUUGUUUCUUUUGUGCCAACAGUGUCAACUAUCUUGUCUCCUGAGAUUGUUGAGAGGGAAUCCGAGGCUGGGGGUACACUUGAUGAACUAGAUUCUUAUGAAAUUGAAGGUGGAGAAUCAAAGUCAGAGAUACUUCAGAAUCUGACAGAGUUCCAAUUUUCUUGUGUGCUGUUCAAUGCGGUCUUGGAGAAUGCAUGCAGUGAGCAAGGUGCUAGGAUGUCUGCCAUGGACAGCUCAAGCAGAAAUGCUGGAGAUAUGCUUGAUCGUCUCACGCUUACCUAUAACAGGACUCGUCAAGCAUCUAUUACCACCGAACUUAUUGAAAUUAUUUCUGGAGCAUCUGCUUUGGAGGGCUAAUGAGAAGCAAUUUUUUUGAUUUACCUUGAUGGUGACAAAUAAGUCAACAUGUAAUCUUUGUUUUGGCAUUCCGCUGUUUCUUAGGAGAGCUGUGAAAACUUAAUGCAAUAAUAUCCUUGACAAUUUAAUUUGGGAACAUCAGAUAGGAUUUCCUUCUUUCCGAUGGUUUUUUUAGUUGCAUCGUGAAUUUUACACAUAUAUAUAUAUAUAUGGUAAUUGAGGUUUUGUGUAAAACUAAUGUGCUUGUGCUGGCACUAAGUACUGAACUGCUGGCUUUUUAAGUUGCUUCCUUAUCCUUGGAUGAAGAUACUGUAUCACUCAUAUUUCUAUUGGUGCCUCCAGGCACAUUUUUGCUACUUACGUAUUAUUAGAGUUAAUUUAUAGUUCCAAAUGGGAUCAUGGAA